AUGGAAAUUUGUACUUGGGCACUCCAGAGAGGAACCGUGGAACCCCCCUGCCACUUGCUUCCGACGUGUUCUGGAUGAGACAGAUGGCGUCUUACGCGAACGAAGUUUCUUCUGGAAGUCGUGCCAAUGGCUCGGAAGAUGAAGAGCCAGGGCCCGUUACUGUUGCAGCAGUUACUCUGCCUGUGAACUCGAAUGGUGACGUGCUGGUUACGCAGAGAGCGUUCCGCGGCAUGUAUGAUGGAAUGUGGGUUUUCCCUGGGGGCCAUGUUGAUGGCGGCGAGGCGCUGUCAGCAGCAGCAGUGAGAGAGGUCUUGGAGGAAACAGGCUUGCGGGUGGUGAAGGAUUCAUUGAGGCCGCUAGCAGUAUGGGAGGGAACCGUGACGUCGAAGAAGAGGCAGUUUUGUGUUGUCUUCUUUGCAGCCGAUGUCAGCGGAAACUCUGAGAACAUGUACUUGCAAACAAAAGAGGUUCAUCGAGCUACUUGGAUCCCAGCGGAUCUCUUGCCACGAAUGCUGGAUACCCACGUCUUGCAUGAAAAUGAGCUUGAAGGCUGUGCAGUUGUUGGCAACGAGCAAGAAUCGACAAAAAUCAAGCUGUCAGAACUCCAGAAAGGAUUGGGCGAAGGUCAUAAAUUUGCUCUCCGAGCGUAUCUAGAAUCAAGGAAGGUGGAGACACCGUUGAACCAAGAUCCCUUCUUGGACAGUAGUGAUGAUUAUUCAAGCUCUUAUCGUUCCAUCUGAACAGGACUAUCUUCUUAUUUAUCUGUACAAAAUGUUAUAUGAAUGGACUGUAUAUAAACAAUUUUCAACGG
Messenger RNA from Guillardia theta CCMP2712, 811 nucleotides. RefSeq lists its product as hypothetical. The transcript has a single exon. The record is from RefSeq and is a predicted model, not a curated record. The coding region runs from base 84 to 740 and encodes 218 amino acids. Lineage: Eukaryota; Cryptophyceae; Pyrenomonadales; Geminigeraceae. Gene Ontology annotation, molecular function: hydrolase activity.